Messenger RNA from Cucurbita moschata (crookneck pumpkin), 1080 nucleotides. RefSeq names its product translation machinery-associated protein 22-like. NCBI's taxonomy places the organism in Eukaryota, Viridiplantae, Streptophyta, Magnoliopsida, Cucurbitales, Cucurbitaceae. Bases 130 to 711 code for a protein of 193 amino acids. The transcript has 7 exons. Gene Ontology annotation, molecular function: mRNA binding; translation initiation factor activity. The record is from RefSeq and is a predicted model, not a curated record. Gene Ontology annotation, biological process: translation reinitiation; formation of translation preinitiation complex.
AUAACAUUCCAACGCAACUCCUUCACUGUUCAUUGCCUCUCGAAUCUCAUUCAGGCAACAAAGGGGAAGAGACCGAAAAACCCUGUCCGCACCGAAAGGGCGCUGAGAGGCUGUGCUUGAGGUGCUCCAAUGGCGGAUAAACCCCAACCGAUACGCGUUUUGUACUGCCCAAUCUGCAGUUUGCCGGCCGAGUAUUGUGAAUUCGGUCCCGAUUUCGAAAAAUGCAAGCCCUGGUUGAUCCAGAAUGCCCCCGAUCUCUAUCCCGAUCUCCUUAAAGAGGCCAAUGGGAAGGAAGUUGGUGAAGUUUCUAAUCAACUGCAGUCCACCUGUAUCUCAUCUGCUGCUGGCGAUGGAGCCGCUUCUUCAGCACCUAAGAAAGAGGAAGUGAAACGUCUUCCUGGUGGCAAGAUAAAGAAAAAAGAGAAACAAGAAGUUGUAAUUGAGAAGGUAACACGAAAUAAGAGAAAGUGUAUUACAACUGUUAAAGGGUUAGACCUUUUUGGAGUUAAACUUAGUGAUGCUUCGAAGAAACUUGGGAAAAAGUUUGCUACGGGGGCCUCUGUGGUCAAGGGGCCAACUGAGAAAGAUCAAAUCGAUGUUCAAGGGGACAUAUUCUAUGACAUUGUGGAUUUCAUUACUGAAACUUGGCCUGAUGUUCCUGAAACUGCAAUUUUCUUCAUCGAAGAUGGGAAAAAGGUUCCUGCUGCUUGACAAGGAAAUCAUGGCAAACAAAAGUUGGGACUUUUGACAUCCUUUUCCCUACUUGUGCGAGUCCUACUAAGAUUCGACAAGUGGCCAUUACAGUUCUUUUUUUUGUUAAAGUUCCAAAAGCUAUGUAUUGGAUCAUGAACUUUUUGUCCCACUUUCUUCAAUCGUUGUAGCGUUUCCUCAGGAGAUAAGCUUAUUGAUUUUGUCCUUUUUAUUUAUUUAAAAAGAAGAAGAAGAAGAAAAAAAAAUCUUGGUCAAUGUCUGUUCUAACUCAUGAGUGCUCUGUAUAGAGGUCUAUCCUAAUCUUGUAUUCUUUUUCAUACACUUCACAGAAAUAACUCAAGACACGUGUCUCUCCAUAUUUCCUCCCCA